Molecule: messenger RNA, 567 nt
Organism: Neogale vison (American mink)
Lineage: Eukaryota; Metazoa; Chordata; Mammalia; Carnivora; Mustelidae
Gene: MYL1
Product: myosin light chain 1
Exons: 6
Coding region: 1-567 (188 amino acids)
Cellular component (GO): contractile muscle fiber; myosin II complex
Molecular function (GO): calcium ion binding
Source: RefSeq, a predicted model, not a curated record
AUGGCACCAAAGAAGGACGUGAAGAAACCUGCUGCUGCAGCCGCCCCAGCCCCUGCCCCGGCACCUGCCCCAGCCAAACCCAAAGAAGAAAAAAUUGACCUCUCUGCCAUUAAGAUCGAGUUCUCUAAGGAACAGCAGGAUGAAUUCAAGGAGGCCUUCCUCCUGUUUGACAGAACAGGUGAAUGUAAGAUCACCUUAAGCCAGGUCGGUGAUGUCCUUCGAGCUCUGGGCACAAAUCCCACCAAUGCGGAGGUCAAGAAGGUGCUGGGAAACCCCAGCAAUGAAGAGAUGAAUGCCAAGAAAAUUGAGUUUGAACAAUUUCUGCCCAUGAUGCAAGCUAUUUCCAACAACAAGGACCAGGGCACUUAUGAAGACUUUGUUGAGGGUCUGCGUGUCUUUGACAAAGAAGGCAAUGGCACAGUCAUGGGUGCUGAACUCCGCCAUGUUUUAGCCACAUUGGGUGAAAAAAUGAAAGAGGAGGAAGUGGAAGCUCUGAUGGCAGGUCAGGAAGACUCCAAUGGCUGCAUCAACUAUGAAGCUUUUGUCAAGCAUAUCAUGUCCAAUUAA